Messenger RNA from Danio rerio (zebrafish), 2356 nucleotides. RefSeq names its product HPS4 biogenesis of lysosomal organelles complex 3 subunit 2 (gene hps4). The record is from RefSeq and is marked provisional. NCBI's taxonomy places the organism in Eukaryota, Metazoa, Chordata, Actinopteri, Cypriniformes, Danionidae. Gene Ontology annotation, biological process: vesicle-mediated transport.
GACACACAUUCCACAAAACCCAAAUAUUGUGGCUUAAUGAAACAUCAUGAAACGUCAUUUUAUAUUUAUUAGUAGUGUCGAGCAAAUGUUUGGCUAACUGUGAGAUGUUCCUAGCGGGCUGUAAGAGUGUUUAAGGCGGUGUGAGUGAAUUCAUGAACUCUGAAGCUGAAGAUUGUGACACCAGUUAAGUUUAUCUGCUGUCCAUUCAAAUCUCUGACGAUCACCAAUGGCUGAAAGUGCUGUUUUGGCCGAUUCCAGACGAUGCUGUUUCUUUCUGUAUGACAGUUCAAAAGUGCAGGAGGAAGGUGACCUGACUAGAGAUGGCAUUUAUUACUUCUAUCCUGAAGAUACACCGAUAGACCAGCAAGAACUGCUUUGUGGACAGUUGGCCGGUGUGUGUCGCUGUGUGUCUGAACUGUCCUCAUCUCCUGUUCGUCUGCUCCGUCUGCGCAAAAGCAAAUAUGCCGUGCGAAUGAAAGAUAACUUUCUUUGGGCAUUGAGCUGUUCAGUGGAAAUUCCGGAUGUGAGUAUAUGUGAUGUCCUCGACCAGCUGAUUGCCCUCUUCUGUUUCUACAAUGGGCCAGUGCGGCAGAGCUACCAGUUGUACAGUCAGGAGGAGUUGGCUCUGCGAUGGGCCAGAUAUCUCCAUCACCUGCAGGGCGGCUCUACUGAGCUCCAUAGUAUCUUCAGCUGCCUGAGGACCAUCGACUCUACUAAUAUUGAUCCUCUGUUAUUGCUGAAGGCGGCGCUCAUACUUCAGGCUUGUCAGCGAUGUCCUCUCGUUCUGGCAGGUUGUAUUCUCUACCGAGGCAGGGUUGUGAGUACUCAGAUGCCUCCUGCGCUCACAGUGAAGGUGAUGGUGUAUGAGACGCAAACAUACAGCCAGGAUAACCGUGUGUCAGUCAAUGGUCUGAGCUCAUCUGUGGGAUCGGCGGCAUCCGUCACAGUGACCACACAGGUGUAUCUGACGCCCUCUGAGCUGAACAUGAUCCGUUCUCCACCAGUUGAAAGAGCAUGCAGGUCUCACUGCAAUCCACCUCCCUGCCAACCUCGCAAGUCUCGCCUGUCCCGGACUUUAUCUGACACCCCAACCUCAGAUACGGACUCCUCAAGCUUAGACGCUCUUCAGUGUCCUCCAGUGUCCUAUCAAACAAUGCCGUCGUCUCCUCGCUCUUCACUCUCUGAUGAACCAUACUUCAGUCCAUCUCCUUCACGGGGGAACACUCCCCUUCACUCCAACCUCCUCAACCAAUCAGAGUACUUCAAUUCUGAGUCACAUGACCACCAAACUGCAUUAAAAGAGCAAAGUCUGACAGAAAGUCUUAACAGAAAACAGGACACCGACACAAACUCUGAGUCCGAAUCCAAAAGCGAAGGUUUGAAUUCAGACCAGGACGUCCAGAGUGAAGAAAUCAAAGCCCUCACUAAUGGCUUUCAAGAGUUGAACUCUCAUGAAAACCAUGCUUCAGACAAUGAUGAGCAGUUUCAAAGUACCGCAGAUAAACUGGAAUCUGACAGUCAUGUGACCAGUAAAAAUGGCAAACUGCGAGGGGAAAUGGAGGCAAGAACAUUGAGCAAGCAGGCUGACAGAAGACAUCAGGAUAAAUACAAGCCCACAAGUACGCUCUCACCAAAUGAAACCAAGGAAGACCCCUCGCUAGUCCCCUCGAUAUUAUACCAGCAUAGGGUCCGAGGCCUGGUUCUGGCUCUCCUGGUAGAGCCUGAAUUCAACACGGACCCAGCAGCCAGAGAAGAAGUGCAACACAGCAGCUUGGCAUCUCUGAAUGGUCUUGAGGCUCACUUGAGGAACACCUCACAAGGAACUCCUGGCCCACCGGGGCCCUACACAUUUGCCCACUAUGACUGCAUUCAAAAUACUCUCACCACUAAUGUGUGUGGACGCUCUGUCGGACCCCAGGAUCGUGCCUUUCUGAGGGCCACAGCACUGCUCCAUUCACAUUUUUCACACUUAGACACACUACAGGAGGCCAUUGUCAGGAAUUCUGGUUCAGCAGUGUAUGCGACCCGCAGCACAGCCCAGGAAACAUACUUUCUCCAGCAGGGAACGCCUGUCAGAAACUCUGGAAGUCCAGAUCCGCAGGACAGCGCAUUCUCAUUACCCAGAAAAGCCCGUCAGCGGCUCCUUAAACAUGGAGUUAACCUGCUUUAAAUCUAUUUUUUAAAAAGAUUCUAACAGUUCUUGUAUCUGUUUUACCAUAUUUAUAUUAUAAAUGUGCCUUAAAUAACUCAAAAUGUACAUUACUGCUUCUUGUUUAUAUCAUAGGCUGCUAUUUUAUAUAAUAUACUGUUAUCAUAGUAGUACUCCACAUUUAAGAAUAAAAUAUGGAGGAAGUGU